AAUUUGAUUCUCCCCUCACACGGUCGAAUCAAUGACAAGCGGUUUUUCUUUCUCUCUCUCACCUAAAAGCCCCUUUGUGAACAGUGUUUGAUCAAUAACCAGACCAUUCUAAUCUCCCUUUCACUUUCUCUCUCUAAACACAAACGGUGCAUGGACACAACUAUCACUCAUCUUCCCCAAUGAGCAGCACUACUCUACCUUCAGUUCCACCACAAGAUGCAUGGACUCUCACUUCCCACAAACUCCUCCCCCGCUGGAUUCCCCUUUCCCUUUCUCACCAGUCAACGAUCCCGAUUUCGAUAUCGAGAGUUAACCAAGUUGAUGCUGCAAGAUUGGACAUUGAAAUGUCAGCCAUGUUGAAAGAACAGUUGGUUAAAGUGUUUACUUUGAUGAAGCCAGGAAUGUUAUUUCAGUAUGAAGCUGAGCUUGAUGCUUUCCUUGAGUUUCUUAUUUGGAGAUUCUCAAUUUGGGUGGAUAAACCAACUCCUGGCAUUGCUCUCAUGAAUUUGAGGUAUAGAGAUGAACGUGCAGUUGAAUCAAGGGGUAAAGUUAGAACUGGUCUGGAGGGACCUGGACUCACAGUUGCUCAGAAGCUUUGGUAUUGUAUUGCCACUGUUGGUGGUCAGUAUAUUUGGGCUCGCUUACAAACGUUCUCUGCAUUUCGUAGGUGGGGUGAUACGGAGCAGAGACCAUUGGCACGGCGUUUAUGGAUCUUGAUACAAAGACUAGAAGGGAUUUAUAGAGCUGCUUCAUUUGGAAACCUGUUGAUAUUUCUUUGCACAGGAAGAUAUCGAAAUCUUAUUGAAAGAGUCUUACGGGCUAGGCUUGUAUAUGGGAGCCCAAAUAUGAACCGGGCUGUUAGCUUUGAGUAUAUGAACCGACAAUUAGUUUGGAACGAAUUCUCGGAAAUGCUAUUGUUGCUUCUUCCUCUUCUUAAUUCAUCAUCAAUGAGAAAUCUCCUUCGGCCUUUUUCCAAGGAUAAAUCAUCAAGUUCGGCUGAGGAUAGCACUGCAUGUCCCAUUUGCCAGGCUACUCCAGUCAUUCCUUUUGUUGCUUUACCUUGUCAGCACAGAUAUUGUUACUACUGUCUGCGGACACGAUGCGCUGCUGCCUCAUCAUUUAGGUGUUCUAGGUGUAGUGAGCCAGUUGUUGCUAUGCAACGCCACGGUGGUGCCUCCACGGAGUAACUGUUACUCAGAGAGAAGGAAACAAAUAUUAGAGUUAGGGAGUAUUUGGUCUACUUAUAGAAUUACUAGUUUAUAGUGUAAAACACUACCAGAAAUUGUGGUGGUAUAUUUUUCUACUUUUUUAUUUGAAUUCUCCCUUAUUAUUUACAUUUAAUUGGAAACAGAAAAGGAAAGUAAAAAAUAUCAAAUUUCUUCAUAGCAUCACCUGCCCUAUUGAGUGGGACGUAUUCAUUCUCUUGUAAACAAUGUAUCUUUCAAUGAGUUAGAUUUUACCAUCUA
Messenger RNA from Vicia villosa (hairy vetch), 1466 nucleotides. RefSeq names its product peroxisome biogenesis protein 2. Gene Ontology annotation, cellular component: peroxisomal membrane. Gene Ontology annotation, biological process: protein import into peroxisome matrix. The transcript is spliced from 8 exons. Gene Ontology annotation, molecular function: zinc ion binding. The record is from RefSeq and is a predicted model, not a curated record. NCBI's taxonomy places the organism in Eukaryota, Viridiplantae, Streptophyta, Magnoliopsida, Fabales, Fabaceae. The coding region runs from base 180 to 1187 and encodes 335 amino acids.